Messenger RNA from Salvelinus namaycush (lake trout), 3003 nucleotides. RefSeq names its product potassium voltage-gated channel subfamily KQT member 1-like. The coding region runs from base 1 to 1752 and encodes 583 amino acids. Gene Ontology annotation, biological process: potassium ion transport; transmembrane transport. The record is from RefSeq and is a predicted model, not a curated record. NCBI's taxonomy places the organism in Eukaryota, Metazoa, Chordata, Actinopteri, Salmoniformes, Salmonidae. Gene Ontology annotation, cellular component: membrane; voltage-gated potassium channel complex. Gene Ontology annotation, molecular function: voltage-gated potassium channel activity. The transcript has 17 exons.
AUGCUGAUGACCCUGCCCUCCGUCCUCCUCUCUCCUCCCCCAUCCCCACCACAACAACAACAGCUCUUCCUUUGUCUGGUUUGCACCCCAGUGCACGAGAUAGCGCUGGUGGUGCUAUUCGGUGUGGAGUAUGGUGUGCGGCUGUGGUCGGCAGGGUGCCGUAGUAAAUAUGUUGGCGUCUGGGGCCGGCUGCGCUUUGCCAGGAAGCCUAUCUCCAUCAUCGAUUUGAUUGUAGUGGUGGCCUCCAUCAUCGUACUGGUAGUAGGCUCCAAUGGACAGGUGUUUGCCACAUCUGCUGUCAGAGGGAUUCGCUUCCUGCAGAUCCUGCGCAUGCUCCAUGUGGACCGGCAGGGAGGGACGUGGCGUCUGCUGGGCUCUGUGGUCUUCAUCCACAGGCAGGAGCUCAUCACCACGCUGUACAUUGGUUUUCUGGGGCUCAUCUUCUCCUCCUACUUUGUGUACCUGGCAGAGAAGGAUGCUGUGGACAGCAAUGGAGCCAAUGAGUUCGAGAGCUACGCUGACGCCUUGUGGUGGGGGGUGGUGACCGUCACAACUAUAGGCUACGGAGACAAGGUGCCUCAGACGUGGAUCGGUAAAACCAUUGCAUCGUGUUUCUCAGUCUUUGCCAUCUCCUUCUUCGCCCUACCAGCUGGGAUCCUGGGUUCAGGCUUUGCCCUGAAGGUUCAACAGAAACAGAGGCAGAAGCACUUCAACAGGCAGAUCCCUGCAGCUGCCAUUCUCAUCCAGACUUUGUGGAGGGUCUUUGCUGUGGAGAACCCUGACUCGGCCACCUUCAAGACGUUUGUGAGGAGGAGACCUGCUCUGCCCAGCUCCUCUGUAUCCAGUCCCAAGCCCAAGAAAACGGUGAAGCUGAGGAGGAAGUUGAAGAGCAGUGAGAAGGACGACGGGCCUGGUUCUCCCACUGUUCCCAGUAUCUCCUACGACUCUGUGUUCAAUAGUGGGAGGGAGCUCAGCUCUGACGUCUACAGCACUGUGUAUACAGAUACCCAGCAGUCCUGGACCUCUCUUUCCUCCCUUACAUUCAGCUCGCCACUCCCAGUGAAAAAGACCCCUGGUUUGUUGGAGGUGCAGCCCCCUCGUCCCCUCCAGAGGAACAGCAGCUUUGGGGACGAUCUGGACCAGGAGGACCAGUGUGUUCUGACCCCAGUCACCCACGUGUCACAGCUGCAGGGGACUCACAGAGCAGCCAUCCACGUGAUCCUACGGAUGCGCUACUUUGUGGCCAAGAAGAGAUUCCAGCAAGCACGUAAGCCCUAUGACGUGCGAGACGUGAUCGAGCAGUAUUCCCAAGGACACCUGAAUCUCAUGGUGCGCAUCAAGGAGCUGCAGAGGAGACUGGACCAGUCUCUAGGGAAGCUGACUCUGUUCCAGACUAGCUCAGACAAAGCCAAAGACAAAGGCACCAACACCAUCGGCUCCAGACUCAACAGGAUGGAGGACAAGAUACAACGCAUGGACCAGACACUCAACCACAUCGCAGAGUCCCUUACCCAGCUGUUGUCUGGGACAACACAGGGGCAGGGGGACAUGGGGGGAGCACAGGGGCAAGGUAGGAGGAGGUCACAGGGUGGGGCAGGUGUCCCCAGCCAAGAUAGCCUACCCAGCUACGAGCAGCUCUCCACCGCGACCCUCCAUCCACCCUCAACCCCAGCCUCAGCCAGGACAAGAGCUCCUGAAUCAACCCUCCAUCCACCCCUCAACCCCAGCCUCAGCCAGGACAAGAGCUCCUGAAUUGACCCUCCAUCCACCCCUCAACCUCAACCUCGGCCAGGACAAGAGCUCCUGAAUCGGCCAUCCAUCCACCCCUCAACCCCAGCCUCAGCCAGGACAAGAGCUCCUGAAUCGACCCUCCAUCCACCCCUCAACCCCAGCCUCGGCCAGGACAAGAGCUCCUGAAUCGACCCUCCAUCCACCCCUCAACCCCAGCCUCAGCCAGGACAAGAGCUCCUGAAUCGACCCUCCAUCCAUCCCUCAACCCCAGCCAGGACAAGAGCUCCUGAAUCAACCCUCCAUCCACCCCUCAACCCCAGCCUCAGCCAGGACAAGAGCUCCUGAAUCGACCCUCCAUCCAUCCCUCAACCCCAGCCUCGGCCAGGACAAGAGCUCCUGAAUCGACCCUCCAUCCACCCCUCAACCCCAGCCUCAGCCAGGACAAGAGCUCCUGAAACCAAGAAACACCAAAACCACUUUGGCGCUUUCUCUCUUUGUCUUAUUCUGAGAUCAGUGUUCUUCAUGAUAAUGAACCAGCUGUGUAGUGCUAGGGCAAAAAACUAAAUGUGCACUCAGUGGGGGCCCCAGGACCGAGUUUGGGAAACCCUGCCCUAGAAAAGAACCGUAUAGACAGGAGAUUUAGCAACUCUUGGAGGACAAUCUAAUUAAAUAAAAAUAUUGUUUUUAUUGUUAAAAGUGGAACCAACACGUUUCAGCUUUUGGCCUUCUACUUUAAACAAAGAUUAUUUUUUAUUUAAUUCCAAUGUCCUCCCAAGAGUUGCUAUAUCUCCUCUCUAAUUCAGUUUGCUCCUCAAUUCAUGCACCUUGGUUGUAGAGCGAGGGAGCGGCAGUGCUCCCUUCCCUAGAACAGAACAGUGCCUUAGCCUACAGGACAAGCCAGCUAGAUACACAGACAGGACAUCUUUUUCAUAGAUCCUGGAUAUGAUUAUGUUUCUGAAUUCUCAUUUACUGCAAUUGUCAAUGUUCCAGAGGGAACUUUUCUUGGAAAUGUGAGCAAGCGCCAUAUUCAAACUCUUUCCCCUCAAUCAAAAGGAAAUAAGAUUCAAGUGCAUAUAUAACAUUAUUCCAGCUGUGUAAGAGCAUUGUUACAAUAUCAAAAAGUAACGGUAGUAUUCUAUUUGAUUGAAAUAUGUUCAUAUGCAAAGCAAACACUUCAGUAUAAAGGUAGCUAUGUUUUGAUGGUGAAUAUGGAAUGAUGUCCAUACUAAAAGUAAUCAGUUAUAAUAACACAAUAUGUUUUCAAAAGUUCUC